Pipistrellus kuhlii (Kuhl's pipistrelle) is the source of this 3080-nucleotide messenger RNA. It is a transcript of the gene THAP2, whose product is annotated as THAP domain containing 2. The coding region runs from base 135 to 791 and encodes 218 amino acids. NCBI's taxonomy places the organism in Eukaryota, Metazoa, Chordata, Mammalia, Chiroptera, Vespertilionidae. The transcript has 3 exons. Gene Ontology annotation, cellular component: nucleus. The record is from RefSeq and is a predicted model, not a curated record.
CACACACACACACACACCUGUGCCCACCCCGCCCCGAGCUCUGCGCGGGGGGCCUCCCCUGCCUCGCCGGCCCAGCGCAGCAGUCAGCGCCCCGGGACUGGCUCACGACGGCGCCGAAUGAGGGGGAAAGGGAAAUGCCGACCAAUUGCGCCGCGGCGGGCUGCGCCACCACCUACAACAAGCACAUUAACAUCAGCUUCCACAGGUUUCCUUUGGAUCCUAAAAGAAGAAAAGAAUGGGUUCGCCUGGUUAGGCGCAAAAAUUUUGUGCCAGGAAAACACACUUUUCUUUGUUCAAAGCACUUUGAAGCCUCCUGUUUUGACCUAACAGGACAAACUCGACGACUUAAAAUGGAUGCUGUUCCAACCAUUUUUGAUUUUUGUACCCAUAUAAAAUCUAUGAAACUCAAGUCACGGAAUCUUCUGAAGAAAAGUAACAGUUGUACUCCAACUGGACCAUCUAAUUUAAAAUCAAACAUUAAUAGUCAACAAGUGCUACUUGAACACAGUUAUGCCUUUAGGAAUCCUAUGGAGGCAAAAAAGAGGAUAAUUAAACUGGAAAAAGAAAUAGCAAGUUUAAGAAGGAAAAUGAAAACUUGCCUACAAAAAGAACGCAGAGCAACUCAAAGAUGGAUCAAAACCACUUGCUUGGUGAAGAAUCUAGAAGCAAAUAACAUAUUACCUAAAGGCACAUCCGAACACAUUUUACCAACUGCCUUACGCAGUCUUCCUUUGGAGGAUUUCAAGAUUCUUAAACAAGACCAACAAGAUAAAACAUUACCAAUUCUCUGAAUAUAAACCUGAUCAAGAGUGCUUUUAUUUAAGAUUAGCCUGCACACAAAAAGAAAAAAGGAAGAUUAGCUUGCAUCGGUCUUGAUGCCCAUAAUUUAUUCUAUUCAAAGGUAAAGAUAUUUAAGGAAAUAAUGCCAAAAUUGGGUAUGUAAUAAAGUUUUACUUGAAGUAACAUUCUUACUGUAUAACUUAUGAAGAGUUGAUUACAAAAAUAGAAAACUUUAUGAAACCUAUUUGAAAAAGCAUGGAAGUGCCUUACAUGAGAAUUACAUACAUUAAAAAUUUGCUAGUAAGUUUUGCAAGAUGUGUUUUUGCUUUUUUAAACAACUUUUCAAGAACACUCUAUAACACUUAUGUGUUCAAUUUAUACUAGAAAAAAUGUUUUUGUGUACCAAAGUUGAGACAUUACAUUCUAAGUAAGGUAAGUAGGAGUUAACCAAUAUUAAAUAUGACUUUAAAACUGCUGGGGUUUGUAUUAAUUAAAUUAUUACUGACACUGUGAUUUGGAAACUUUACAGAAAAAAAGCCUGAGUUGCAGGGCAAGUUCUCUUAUUUAAACUUUCUAUAUCUUUUUAAUAGUAUAAGUGAGCUAAUCAAAAUCUCCCUCAUAAGAAUAUUAUCUUUUAAAAUGGAUUGUAAAACAUUUUGAAAAUAUUUUUAAAUAUGAAGUACCCUUGAGUCAUCCAAGCUAGUAAGGACUCCAGUACCUCAGACUAGUACCAUAAAAACUGGUAGCUGGUUAUAUUAACUUUCUAAGAAAAUAUGUUGUGAAAUAAUGCAGAGAUCAGGAUCUAACUUUUACCUAUAAUAAAAAGAUAACUGUAUACUACUCUUUUACUUAAAAAUUUUUUAAUUUCAAAAUUGAUGCAUUAAUAAGCAAAUAUGCUACCAGUUCCCUGUUAGAAAUCUCCCUCUGCCUUCAUGUAUGUUGAUACCAAAACUUUUAAGCUUUCCCUCCCCCCAUAAAUCUACAAUCAUAAAACAGUACUUAUUAUAUCUCUACAGCUUAUAACUUAAAAUGGAAUCAGUUUUUCUUACACAUCAGCUUGCUUUUUAUCUCCUUUCUUAGUAAGAGUAGAAGAGAACAACCAUUCUGCAAAAGGGAAAUAAAAUGUACUUCCCUACAAAAACACAUGUCUGUGAAUAAAGCUAUGCAAGUGCUAAUUAUUUUACAAAAUAGAAUGUCAGAACUAUUCUUAUAGUCGCCACUUGAACAAUUAAAGAGUUUGCCUUACUUCACCAAAUAAAUGUUUAUGAAGAACACGUUCCUUCUAAUAGUUUUGAUCAAAUCCAGCAAAAAUUAUUAAUGUAUCAUGAAGUUAUUUAAUCCUGAUUCAAGCUUUCUGACACCACCAUAUGAAAGUAACAUACACCUAAUCAUAAGUUACUAUAAAACUUUCCUAUAAAGUAAAUGCUACUUGAUUUAAAAAAAAAAACAAAAAAAAACACAAAUACUUUUCCCCCCAGCUGUUUAAAUUGCUGGGUGGUGGUUCUUUUAUUUUAUUGAUGUGUGUGCGAGAGAGAGAGCCGUUGAUUUGUUGUUCCACUUAUUUAUGCAUUCAUUGGUUGAUUAUUGUAUGUACCCUGACCAGGGAUUGAACCAACUGAGCUACCCAGCCAGGGCUUACACUGCUGUUUUGCUUGGAUCCUAGCAAAAGUCUUUUCAUACUAUUGGCACCCUCUUUUAAUAAGGAAUGCCUCCCAAGUAACUAGAUUUCACAAAGGCAAGGAUAGGAAAGUCUCUUUUAAUUGUAAGGCACUUACAACAAAUAUUUAUGAAAAUCCUUUUGUGUAUACAGGGUGGGGCAAAAGUAGGUUCACAGUUGUGAGUACAUGAAGCAGAAUUUGUUCUUAUUUAUUAAUUAUUAUAUUAUUUUCCAUAUGAACAACUGUAAACCUACUUUUGCUUCACUCUAUAUUAUAAACCUUGUUCAUCAUUUUAUCUUAAAUAUUAGAUUUAGCUCCAUGUUCUUUUUUCUAAUAUGGUUUCAAAUUAUCUUUUUACCAAUACCUAGUCAUAAUCAUCAGCAAACACUUAUUGACCAUAUCUACUUUAUACCCCAAAAUAAGUUAGAUAAAUAAUCAUUUAAACAUAAACUAUGCUUUCCAAAUACAGAUUCUCAUGUAGUUCACUACCCCUCCCCAAUACAAAACACUAAUGUAGGCUGAUUCCCAUUUACAAUAUCAUCUUGCUAUCUUAAUAUAACAUUUUAAAAAUCACAAAAAUAGAACAUUAUUAAAUACAACAAGCUUUCAGCAAUUUCCAUUCAUUAUUAUUUGAGACAACUA